Molecule: messenger RNA, 3951 nt
Organism: Antechinus flavipes (yellow-footed antechinus)
Lineage: Eukaryota; Metazoa; Chordata; Mammalia; Dasyuromorphia; Dasyuridae
Gene: LHFPL5
Product: LHFPL tetraspan subfamily member 5
Exons: 4
Coding region: 273-932 (219 amino acids)
Biological process (GO): sensory perception of sound; detection of mechanical stimulus involved in sensory perception
Cellular component (GO): plasma membrane
Source: RefSeq, a predicted model, not a curated record
CUCAUCGCGCGGGGGGAGGCAGACCCAGCAGGGGCUGGGAGGAGACUUAUCCUUGGAGCAUCGGGGCACAGAAACCGGGACCAUCUCCUCUCUUGCGGAAACCUUAUGACUGUCAGGCUCUUCUACCCCGACUUAAUCCCUGGAGUGGAAUCUCCCAUGGCCCUCUUUUGCACUACUGCCCAUUUCCACCCUUGAGUUUUCCCCAAAGCAGGCCAGGGUUGUGGGCCCGAAGCUAUCUCUAUCGCUAGGGUCUCCUCUCCUCCCCAGCCGCCAUGACGAAGCUGCUGCCUGCCCAAGAGGCAGCCAAGAUCUACCACACUAACUAUGUGCGGAAUGCCCGGGCGGUGGGGGUAAUGUGGGGUACCCUCACCAUCUGCUUCUCUGUUCUGGUCAUGGCUUUGUUUAUUCAACCCUACUGGAUUGGAGACAGUAUUAACACACCCCAGGCUGGCUACUUUGGCCUCUUCUCCUACUGCGUGGGCAAUGCCUUGACUUCAGAGCUGAUCUGCAAAGGCAGCCCCCUGGACUUCAAGACCAUACCCUCCGGUGCCUUUAAGACUGCCAUGUUCUUCGUGGCUGUUGCCAUGUUUCUCAUCAUUGGUUCCACCAUCUGCUUCAGCCUCUUCUUUGUCUGUAAUACAGCUACUGUCUACAAGAUCUGUGCCUGGAUGCAGCUGGCAGCUGCUACAGGCUUAAUGAUUGGCUGUCUGGUCUACCCGGAUGGCUGGGAUUCCAGUGAAGUAAAGCGCAUGUGCGGGGACCAGACAGACAAAUACACGUUGGGUGCCUGUACCAUCCGCUGGGCUUUCCUGCUCGCCAUGAUCAGCAUCAUGGAUGCCCUCAUUCUCUCCCUUCUGGCAUUUGUCCUGGGUUACCGGCAAGACAAGCUCCUCCCCUCUGACUACAAAGCAGAUGGAAAUGAGGAAGUUUGAAACAGUUCAACAUCAGGGACAAGUGCUUCCUGUAAAGAAUCCACACACAAGUUAUGGAAUCUGAUUCCUCAGAUAAAACUUUAUUCCUUCCCAAGUCCUCCACCUUCCUCUACUUGAGUCCUUAAGUUUCAAUGCAAUGUGGAAUUACAAUUUGGGAUUUUACCAUGGUUGGAGAAGACACAGACUAAUGGUGGUGCUACUUUUCAGGUGCUACAGAAAAACUAAGGAAGGGCAGCCACUAGCUGAUGAAUUGAUAUUGGGCUGAGAGCUAGAAGAUGUGGUUCUCCCUUGUUCCAGGUCUUCCAUUAAUUAGCCAAGUAUCCUGAAAGAAGUUUUCACUUCUAAGGAUGUUUUCUCACCUCUAAAAGGAAGGUUGGAUUCAAUCUCUAAGAUCCCUUUUUGGGGACAGCUAGGUGGUGUAGUAGAUAGAAGACCAGCCCUGAAGUCAGGAGGACCUGAGUUCAAAUUUGGUCUCAGACACUUAACACUUCCUAGCUGUGUGACCCUGGGCAAGUCACUUAACUCCAGUUGCCUCAAGGGGAAAAAAAUCUUCAAGAUCCCUUUUUAGUUUCUAAUAAUCCAUAAAAGCCUAAAGGAGUAAAGUCUUUGAGAUUGGGGCUAUUUAAAAAUAACAUGUAGUUAAUUUUAUCUAGGCUUACUUCUGUGGAGUUUUUAGACAUGACUAUUUCAGAUGCAUGGGCUAAUUAUCUAGGUGUGAAAAAUCUCUCUGAUUUUUUUCUCUCUCUUGCUCAUUUUACUGCUCAAAAAUGCAGAACUGAUAUAGAUACACUAACUCAAAAUAACCUAAUAUUUGUAAACAAAACAACAACAAAACUUGUCAAAAUCAGUGUUACAAAAAAUUAUUUUUUACUUUUGCUAACUUAGAAUCCCAUGGCACACUAUCCCCAUCUCUCCCAUUAGCAGGAUAUUCAAGUUGACUAUCCUUGCUAAAUUGGUAGAAUUUAUAUUAUUCUUCUAAAAGCCCCCUGGCAUCAGUACCUGUCACAUUAAUGCAGCAGGAGUUGUAACAGUUUGGACACAUUUUCCAUGUACAAAAUAAAAUGCAUUCAAAAUGGAAUGCCUUACAAAAUUCUCCAUGUCAGAAUGCAGGUUAAAAACUCAUUGCGUUGUUUUAGUACAAAGACAUGCUUUGUUUGGUAAAGUUAUUUCUGGGUUUGGGGAAAAGUUAACAGGGCUUGAAUGAUCUGGUUACAAAGAAUUCUUUGAGAUGAAUAAUCCGGGUUAUUUUCUCCUACUAUUGUAGCAAGUAAGCAGGUACUGAUUCUUUGUACUCUGAAGUUGGGGAAUACAGCUCAACUCUUAAAUUCUUCCCAAUUCCUUUGUUCAAACACUGAUCACUUUGUCCCAAUCUUUCAAAAUAUUUGGGCUCACACAUAUAUUCAAUACAUACACUCCUAGGAACUAGUAGAAAAGUAAAAAGGAUAUUAUUCUGCCCUCUCUACCCCUCCUAGCUCUAAUGAAGUUAAGUACCUCCCCUUGCUACAAUCUCCAUUAUCUCCAGGGUCGAGUAAACUGCAAAUAUAGUUCUCAAUGUUUUACAUAUUAAAACUGUCAUUAUUCAUUAACAAGCAUUUGCUAAGCAUACAUGAAAUACACAAAGAAAACAAAAAGUUUCUAUCUCCAAAGAGACACUGUUCUAUAGACAUGCACAUAAAUGGAUUUAAGAUUAUUUUGGGGCACCAACAACUGGAGGGGAUUAGUAAAGAUUUCAUAUAUAAGACUGCACAUGAAAUGGGUCUUUAAGAAAAAAAAUUACAAUUAGGUAUCUUAAGGGGGUAAAGAGAACCUAUUCUCUAAGGGAAUAUAUAAAGAUGAUCAAUUUACAUCAGUAUCAUAUUCUUUUACUAAUGACAUUGAUGACAUCCCAUCUUUCUCCCACCCCCUACUUGAACAAACACAAAAACCUUAUUAUUUUCAGAAUUUAAAAAAAUAAUCUAGCAGGGAUGUUUUCUGGAGUAACCAUAUAUACUUAUUUCCUCUCAUUUUAAGCAUUCAGGAAAUUCUUGGAAAUUUAUACAAGGUCAUUUCCCCUCUAUGCACCUCAGUUACAGAAUAAAGGAGCCAGGCCCUCUUCUCAGAAUUGUUUUUAAAUGCCCCAAAUAUGCAAAAUUACAAAAGAAACCAAACACUUAAUACAGUCCUCAAAAUAUGAAAAGUUCACAAACCCCAGGCCACAUUAAGGUUCCUUUUUGCUCAGAUUUCUAAGAUUUAAGCUACAACAAAGAGCUCACUCAAUGGCACUAGUUAAAUUUUCUACUGAUAGCUACCUUACUCUGAUCUUCUCUACUGAGCUGGGGCUAUAGGACUAUUGAUGUCAAGUUUGAUUAAGGGACAAGGGCGUUUGAGAUCCAAACUUAACCUUGCAGAGACAGAUUUGAAAGAAGUGAAUUGAGGCUAUUAUCUAUAUUUCUUUUCGAUUUAAGUCCCAAACCUGAACUUGAAAGGAACCUAUUUUUCACAAAUUUGCAAACUAUGUCCCUCUCUUAUCCUUACAAUCAUUAACCGUUGUUCAUACUUCCCAGGUCAUGUCCUUUUAUUUAAUGAACUUUUAAAAGACAUGUUUGGCAUAAAAUGAAAUUAGGUUCCAAUUCUCUUAGCCACUUAUUACCUUGCAACUAUCUCUGGGAUUGGAGUGACAAAGAAACUGGAGUUUGGAAAUUGGAGUGCUGAGAAAAGUGGACCAAAAUCUAAAGGUCCACAGUAGUAAUGUUUCCUCUAAAACAGAGGUUCUUCAUGUUUUUCCAUCCUUGUACUUCUUGGUUUUCAGUAAGGCUAGACCCUUUCUUCAAUAGAGAAGUAACUACUGCACAUGAGAAAUCAAUUUCAACAGGAUAAUAACAUUAUUAAAUGUUCCCCAUAACUUCUAGAUAAUCUUUUUUUAUUCCCUAGGUGGAAUAUAUGUAGGCCCAGAUUGAGGAUCUUUGCUGUAGAACUAAGAUGUCAAAGAACAAACAGGUGGAAAUUAUUCAAUAAAGUAUUUUCAAAUUAACAUUUCAAA